Benincasa hispida (wax gourd) is the source of this 1892-nucleotide messenger RNA. Its product is annotated as sugar carrier protein C-like. Gene Ontology annotation, cellular component: membrane. Gene Ontology annotation, biological process: monosaccharide transmembrane transport. The record is from RefSeq and is a predicted model, not a curated record. Gene Ontology annotation, molecular function: monosaccharide transmembrane transporter activity. Lineage: Eukaryota; Viridiplantae; Streptophyta; Magnoliopsida; Cucurbitales; Cucurbitaceae.
AUCUUUUGCCUCUUGCUCUUUAUCUUCCUCUUGGUUUCUCUAAGUGGUUUAUCAUUAUUUUAUUUUAUUUAUUUUCUUCUGCAUUGUUUUAACUUUGUUCGUGAAAAUGCCUGCUGUGGCUGCAAUCGCCCCUGGCGAUGGGAAAAAGGAGUAUCCUGGAAAUCUUACUCCAUUCGUUAUGGUAUCGUGCAUUGUUGCUGCUAUGGGUGGCUUGAUCUUCGGCUAUGAUAUUGGAAUUUCAGGUGGUGUGACAUCCAUGGACUCAUUUCUGGAGAAGUUUUUUCCAGAAGUAUAUCGGAAAAAGAAUUUGAUGACAACCAAAAACCAAUAUUGUAAAUAUGAUAGUCCAACUUUGACGAUGUUCACGUCGUCGUUGUACUUAGCGGCACUGGUUGCCUCACUUGUGGCCUCGACGGUGACACGUAAGUUUGGUCGGAGGCUAUCGAUGCUCUUCGGUGGCGUGUUGUUCUGUAGUGGUGCCAUCAUUAAUGCCUUUGCUAAAGCCGUUUGGAUGCUCAUUCUUGGUCGAGUUUUACUUGGUUUUGGUAUUGGAUUUACAAAUCAGUCGGUGCCACUAUAUUUGUCGGAAAUGGCUCCAUACAAAUUCAGAGGAGCUUUGAACAUUGGGUUCCAACUGUCAGUGACAGUGGGGAUUCUAAUAGCGAAUGUUUUGAAUUACUUCUUCGCAAAAAUAAAGGGUGGUUGGGGAUGGCGGCUGAGCUUGGGCGGAGCCAUGGUUCCAGCCUUAAUAAUCACCAUUGGAUCAUUAGUUCUUCCAGAUACCCCAAAUUCAAUGAUCGAAAGAGGCCAGAUCGAUGAAGCAAAAAAGAAACUAAAAAGAGUCCGUGGAGUUGAAGAUGUAGAAGAAGAAUUUCAAGAUUUAGUUGCAGCUAGUGAAGCCUCUAAACAAGUAGAACAUCCAUGGACAAAUUUGCUACAGAGGAAAUACAGACCCCAGCUCACAAUGGCUGUAUUAAUUCCUUUCUUCCAACAAGUUUCCGGCAUCAAUGUCAUCAUGUUCUAUGCUCCCGUCUUGUUCAACACCAUCGGUUUCAAAUCCGAUGCAUCGUUAAUGUCUGCUGUAAUCACUGGCUCUGUUAAUGUAGCUGCUACAAUCGUUUCGAUUUACGGCGUCGAUAAAUGGGGUCGAAGGUUUCUUUUCAUUGAGGGUGGCAUUCAAAUGUUGAUAUGUCAGGCGGUGGUAACGGCGGCAAUUGGAGCUAAAUUUGGAGUCAGUGGAAUAGCAGAGAAUUUGCCACAGUGGUAUGCAGUUGUAGUGGUACUAUUCAUAUGUAUUUACGUGGCUGGUUUCGCAUGGUCCUGGGGACCUAUGGGAUGGUUAGUUCCAAGUGAAAUUUUUCCGUUGGAAAUUCGAUCAGCUGCUCAAAGUAUCAAUGUAUCUGUAAACAUGAUAUUCACAUUCGCGAUCGCACAAGUCUUCUUGAUGAUGUUGUGCCACAUGAAGUUCGGUCUUUUCAUUUUCUUUGGAUUUUGGGUGUGUGUGAUGACAGUAUUCAUCUAUUUCUUCUUGCCAGAAACAAAGGGUAUUCCAAUCGAAGAAAUGGGUAAAGUGUGGAAGACACAUUGGUAUUGGUCACGAUAUGUAACGAAUAACGACUUCCAUAUUGGAGCCUUAGAGAUGGGGAAAGGAGGACAUGAUCAAGUCAUCAAGACAUUUUAAUAAAAUCUCUGUUUUUGUUACGUUUUUUUGUGUCAAAUGUUUGAAAUGUAGUGUAAUUUAGACUUUAGGGUCAUUGAUAUUGACAUAAGUUUGGUUACAUUUUUUUUUUUGUUUGAAAAGGUGUAUUAGUUAUGUAUACCUCUCAUUCUCUUAUUGGUAUAUAUUGAGAAGAGAAUAUGUUCUACAAUAAACAAAAAAGAUUAUUCACUUC